Messenger RNA from Micromonas pusilla CCMP1545, 1250 nucleotides. RefSeq lists its product as uncharacterized. The record is from RefSeq and is a predicted model, not a curated record. Bases 1 to 1173 code for a protein of 390 amino acids. The transcript has a single exon. NCBI's taxonomy places the organism in Eukaryota, Viridiplantae, Chlorophyta, Mamiellophyceae, Mamiellales, Mamiellaceae.
AUGUCGUCGACGUUCGCGACGUGCGCCGCGCGCGCGACGCUCCCAUCGCCGCUCUCCUCGCGUCGUCGCCGCGACGGCGCGCCGCGCGCGUCGCGAGCGCGCGUCGCGCUCGCGUCGUCGUCGUCGUCUUCGUCGUCUUCUUCGCGUUCCGACCGCGACUCAAAGCCCGAUCGCAAGUCAGACGCGAUCCCUCCGCUCGCGAAGGCGCAAGCGCCGUCGUUCGACGAGCGCCGCGCGACGGACGACCCGGACCGCCCGCCCGCGCCGAUCACGCCCAACAAGCUCGGCGUCCACGCGCUCGUGUUCACGGGCGCGUGGGACGAGCCCGCGGCGACGCUCGCGUGCGCGGGCGCGAAGCGCGCGGGCUACGACAUCAUCGAGAUCCCGCUCCUGUCCCCCUCCGCCGUGGACGGCGCGAUGACGAAGCGCGUCGUGGAGGCGCACGGGCUGCAGGCGACGACGUCGUUGGGGCUGCGCUUCGACGCGGACGUCUCGAGCGCGGACGACGAGAUCGCGGCGAGAGGCGAAGCGCUGUUGAACGACGCGUUGGAGAAGACGAUUCAGAUGGGCGGCACGCACAUGUGCGGCAUCCUGUACAGCGCGCUGGGGAAGUACGAUAAGCCGGUGACGAAGCGAGGGUACGAAAACUCGAUCGCCGCGAUCAAGCGCGUCGCGCGGAGAGCGAACGACGCCGGCGUGAUCCUGGGUUUGGAGGUGGUGAACCGGUACGAGACCAACGUGCUGAACACCGCCGCGCAGGCGAUGGAAUUUAUAUCCGAAGUGAACGAAGACAACGUGCGCGUGCACUUAGACUCGUAUCACAUGUGCAUCGAGGAGCGGAGUUUACGGCAGGCGGUGAAUACGUGCGGGGAUAAGCUCGGGUACGUGCACGUCGGGGAGUCGCACCGCGGGCAGUUGGGCACCGGGAACGUGGAUUUCUGUCGGCUGUUUUACGGCCUCGCGGAGAUUCAAUACCGCGGACCCAUCACGUUCGAGAGCUUCAGCGGGAAGGUCGUCAGCGAGGAUCUGUCCAACACGCUGUGCGUGUGGAGGGACCUGUGGGAGGACAGCGACGCGCUCGCGAAGCACGCGAGGGAUUACGUCGAGCGCGCGAUCGAGGCGGCGGCGGGGGCGCACGACAACACGCGCGUCAUCGUCGGGGAUUGGUUCUGAUGAGGAAUAUCAUAGCGGUCGCGGCGCGAGCGUUCGAGUAGGUAGAAACGUGCUCGUAUCGUAUGACAGUAUCGUCG